AUGAUCUCCUCAUCUAACCAGACAAAUAUGCAGAGUCAAAUCGUAUGCAGUGGUUGUAGAAGCAUUUUGCUUUACCCUAGAGGAGCUUCUAAUGUGUGCUGUGCCUUGUGUAAUGCCGUUACCUCGGUUCCUCCUCCUGGGAUGGAAAUGGAUCAACUUAUAUGUGGAGGUUGUCGAACAUUGCUAAUGUACACACGUGGUGCUACAAGUGUGAGAUGUUCCUGUUGUCAUACUGUUAAUCUUGCACCAGUUUCUAAUCAGCUUGCUCAAGUAAAUUGUGGAAAUUGUAGAACAAUGUUAAUGUAUCCAUUUGGUGCUCCAUCUGUUAAAUGUGCAGUUUGUCACUACAUUACAAAUGUCAAUAUGAGCAAUGGAAGGGUUCCUGUUCCAAUGAGACCUAAUGGAACUACAACAUCAGGAUCAAUGCCACCUGUUUCAACAGCAACACCUCACUCUCAUAACCAAACUGUAGUAGUUGAAAAUCCGAUGUCUGUUGAUGAGAGUGGAAAAUUGGUAAGUAAUGUUGUUGUUGGGGUAACCACGGAUAAGAAGAAGGCGAUAAAGUGAAUAAUGGAUCCAUGAAUGAAAAUGGUUGGUUUUAAGGAUGUAGUAAUGUGUAUAGAAAUAGAAAAAAGGAAAAUGGUCAUUAUUUUGACUUUAUUGUAUCUUAGAUUAUUUAAAAAAAUUGAGAUUUGAUGUGGUGUUUUGGUUAGGAAGGGGACAUAGGGCACAUGUUUAUUAAUUUGUGGUCAUUUGGCCCCACAAUUGUGCUUGUUAUAUGGUUGUUGGUUUGGAAUUGCUUGAAAAUUAUGGAAUAUGUGGUUUUUGUUGUUUUUGAGUA
Molecule: messenger RNA, 841 nt
Organism: Lactuca virosa
Lineage: Eukaryota; Viridiplantae; Streptophyta; Magnoliopsida; Asterales; Asteraceae
Source: the annotation of a GenBank genome assembly